AUGAAGUUCUCAAUUGUUACCCUUGCUACCGCGGUUCCUGCUCUUGCUGAGUGGCUCCUGUUUCUGUUGAUACUAGGUUCUCUCUGCUGGAAUAAGCUCACAGCCACAAGUCUCAACUUUAGGGUGAAGGCUCUCCUGGCCAUGAACUUGGUAACGAAUCGCGCUUGGGUUGGAUCGGAGACUGAUGGUUGGCUGUUGAUGGGCUGUUCAUCAGCAAGUGACUGGACACUAAGUCGAGCUUUGGCUUUUGACGACAGUUCAUCUUGGGCCAGUUUGAUCUGGUUUGAGACAAAAUCCGAGCUGGAGCAGCCCGUAAAGAAAAGUCAUCAUCUCGUUAUUUAA
Molecule: messenger RNA, 342 nt
Organism: Fusarium verticillioides 7600
Lineage: Eukaryota; Fungi; Ascomycota; Sordariomycetes; Hypocreales; Nectriaceae
Exons: 5
Coding region: 1-342 (113 amino acids)
Source: RefSeq, a predicted model, not a curated record